This is a messenger RNA of Cyprinodon tularosa, 3139 nucleotides long. RefSeq names its product WD repeat domain 48b (gene wdr48b). The record is from RefSeq and is a predicted model, not a curated record. Bases 79 to 2112 code for a protein of 677 amino acids. Gene Ontology annotation, molecular function: ubiquitin binding. Gene Ontology annotation, biological process: double-strand break repair via homologous recombination; protein deubiquitination. Lineage: Eukaryota; Metazoa; Chordata; Actinopteri; Cyprinodontiformes; Cyprinodontidae. The transcript has 18 exons.
AGAAGAAGUCCAGGCGUGCGUGUUUUGUUUUUUUUCCCCCGGAUGUAGCAUAACACGAACUGACUGUCAACAUGCAAGAUGGCCACGCAUCACAGGCAAAAUGCUGCUGGGCGGAGAAAAGUACAGGUUUCAUACGUGAUUAGAGAUGAGGUAGAGAAAUAUAAUCGCAAUGGGGUAAACGCACUCCAGUUAGACCCUGCUUUGAAUCGGCUCUUUACCGCAGGAAGAGACUCCAUCAUCCGGAUAUGGAGCGUCUACCAACACAAACAGGACCCAUAUAUAGCAUCUAUGGAGCAUCACACAGACUGGGUUAAUGAUAUAGUUCUCUGCUGCAAUGGGAAAACAUUGAUAUCAGCCUCAUCGGAUACAACAGUGAAAGUAUGGAACGCUCAUAAAGGAUUUUGUAUGUCGACGUUACGGACCCACAAGGACUAUGUAAAAGCUUUAGCGUAUGCUAAGGACAAGGAGCUUGUAGCGUCGGCUGGUCUUGACCGGCAGAUCUUCCUAUGGGAUGUUAACACACUAACGGCACUCACCGCUUCCAACAACACUGUCACCACUUCGUCCCUGAGCGGGAACAAGGACUCCAUCUAUAGCCUGGCUAUGAACCAGAUGGGAACAGUUAUUGUUUCUGGAUCUACUGAAAAGGUUUUGAGAGUGUGGGAUCCUCGAACGUGUGCAAAGCUUAUGAAGCUAAAGGGUCACACAGACAACGUCAAGUCUUUGCUCCUGAAUCGUGAUGGCACUCAGUGCCUAUCGGGUAGCUCAGACGGGACCAUCCGCCUGUGGUCGCUCGGCCAGCAGAGGUGCAUCGCCACGUACAGGGUGCAUGAUGAAGGCGUCUGGGCCCUGCAGGUCAACGAGGCCUUUACACAUGUAUAUUCCGGAGGCAGAGACAAGAAAAUCUACUGCACUGACCUGCGAAACCCAGACAUCCGCGUGCUGAUCUGUGAGGAGAAGGCUCCAGUGCUGAAGAUGGAACUAGACAGAUCUGCUGACCCACCUCCUGCGAUCUGGGUUUCCACCACCAAGUCAUCUGUGAAUAAAUGGUCACUAAAGGGAAUGCACAACUUCAGAUCAUCAGGGGAGUAUGAUAAUGACUGCACCACCCCUCUGACUCCACUGUGUACUCAGCCAGAACAAGUUAUUAAGGGAGGUGCCAGUAUUAUACAGUGCCACAUCCUAAAUGACAAGAGACACAUACUAACUAAAGACACCAACAACAAUGUGGCAUAUUGGGAUGUGCUCAAGGCUUGUAAAGGUGAAGACUUGGGGAAAGUGGAAUUUGAUGAAGAAAUCAAAAAGCGGUUCAAGAUGGUCUACGUGCCAAACUGGUUCUCCGUUGACCUGAAAACUGGGAUGCUCACGAUUACUCUGGAUGAGAGUGAUUGCUUUGCUGCCUGGGUGUCUGCAAAGGAUGCUGGGUUUUCAAGUUCUGAUGGAUCUGAUCCAAAGUUGAACCUUGGCGGCUUGUUGCUCCAAGCUCUGCUGGAGUUCUGGCCCAGAACCCGGAUAAACCCCAUGGAUGAGGAAGAAAACGAGGUGAACCACGUGAACGGAGAGCAGGAGAACAGGGUGCAGAAAGGAAACGGAUAUUUCCAGGUUCCACACCACACGCCUGUUAUCUUCGGAGAAGCGGGAGGAAGAACUCUAUUUAGGCUGCUAUGUAGAGAUUCAGGUGGAGAGACAGAGUCCAUGCUGCUCAAUGAGACGGUCCCACAGUGGGUCAUUGAUAUAACUGUAGAUAAAAAUAUGCCCAAGUUCAACAAAAUCCCAUUCUACCUCCAACCACAUUCUUCUUCUGGUGCAAAAACUCUAAAAAAGGACCGUCUCUCGGCUAGUGAUAUGCUCCAGGUGAGGAAGGUGAUGGAGCAUGUUUACGAGAAGAUUAUAAACUUGGACAAUGAGUCGCAGACCACCAGCUCCACGGCCAACGAUAAGCCUGGGGAGCAGGAGAAGGAGGAGGACAUGGCCAUGCUUGCUGAGGAGAAGAUUGAGCUGAUGUGUCAGGACCAGGUUCUCGACCCCAACAUGGACCUGCGGACAGUUAAACAUUUUAUCUGGAAGAGUGGCGGGGACUUGACACUUCACUAUAGACAGAAGUCUACAUGAAAUAUGUCAUUUUUACAAGCAGAACUGUCAUUUGCCAAUCACCACCCACCUCCAACAUGUUGUUCCCUGAACCCCAUCACGCGCUCAAGAGUCACAGUAUCAGUGAGAAACCAAUAAACUCCUGAGGACAUGACCCGUGAUGUAUGUUAGUGAUCAGAACACUCGGGCAGAGCCCGCACACUCCUGGGAAACAAGCGGUCCGUACUGGUUUUCCCUUUUUCUUUGGAAUUUUAGUUUUCCGUUCCUUUGAUCGUUGCCUGUUUGGCAUUUAAUUCAAAGCAGCCGAAGUUAGUCCGUUUCUGAGUGUGUGUGUGUGUAUGGAUGUGUAACUGUUGGCUCUAGUACAUUCCAGAACCUCUCCUUGUUCUACACACUUUGCGGCAGUAACCCUAACCCUGGUUUCUGGUUAGCAUCGCAUUAAAAAAAAGAUAUCUUCAUCCGCUCUGCUGCUCUAUGUCGGCCAUCUUCACUUGAACUGACCCACCGUUCAGACGCCUCACUGACAGGAACCAUUGUCUUUGUUUUUAGCUCUGUUCUCCAUGAAUGAAUGUUUUUUUUUUUGUUGGGGGGAUUCUUUGUUUUUUCUGUAAAUAUAUUUUGGUUUCAUUGAGUUUUGGGGUACCCCCCGCUAACCCAGCUGAGAUAAAGCGUUGGGGAUUAACAGCGGCUUUUUUUUUUUUUUGUACAGUUGCUGUAAAAACUUUUUUUUUUCUCAAAUUGCCAGAGCACAUUGUUAAAAAUGGAGGUAACUUAACUUGGUUUUUAAGAACUGUGUCAGUUGUGUUCACUGCAACACGGUUUACGCCGACAUAUGUUAGUUUUUCCAAGUCACCUUAGGAAUCGUAAACAAAUAUAAGGUAUAUAUCUUAACUCAAGCAGUGACUUUUGACAGCCGUGAGGACUUCCUAGUGUAUAUGUCAUUUAGAUUUAAUAAGAGUAUAACUUGAAGAGGCAUCUCAACAGAAGAGCAUUUGGAGCAUCCAACCACUGUGGGAAUCUCACCCAAAUUAAAAAUACGCUCAUGGUU